This is a messenger RNA of Parathielavia appendiculata, 823 nucleotides long. RefSeq lists its product as uncharacterized. Bases 276 to 782 code for a protein of 168 amino acids. NCBI's taxonomy places the organism in Eukaryota, Fungi, Ascomycota, Sordariomycetes, Sordariales, Chaetomiaceae. The transcript has 2 exons. The record is from RefSeq and is a predicted model, not a curated record.
AUGUUUGGGGAUAACCGCCAAUUCCACCUCGUUAAUGAGGCAAGCACUAAGGACGCUGCGAUUGUUGCGCGCAUUCUCACCGACGGCGAUGUUCCCAACGCUCUAAUGGGUGUCGUGGCCGCCUCCUACUACGGCGGCGGGCUCUGCCCCCUGGAUAUUGAGCUGGUCAUUGGCGAUACCGAUCAAGAACGGGCAUUCGACAUUCUACCUUCCCACGGCGUUCGGCCAUCCGUCCCUGAAGGCACCGAUUCUGAGCGGCCAGCCAUUCUCCAGCGAUGGCGGGAGCUCGCGCCUUCAUACCAGUUCCGCGAUCGGCGACGAGUGCGGCUGUGGGUGCCCAUUACGAGCUUCCUGUGAGAGGCGACCCUGUCGACGACGCGCUACGUCCCUUCGUCUUACUCUACUCUGCCGAAACCAUAGGGCUUCCACGGGUCCCGUUCCCCAGUGAAGUAGAAACGUUCUCCGAAUCUGGAUACACGCCCCUGCCAUUCCUUGUGUCAGUAGUAAUGGCUCACAGGGCUGAUGGGACUACCCUCGUACCAAGUUUCCCUUUGCUCAUUGCAUUGAAAAUGCCCGGCCCCCUACACCAUGCCCAUUAUCACUCGCCUACAUGGGGCCAACACGCUGCGCAACUCUCGGAACUUCUGCGGUCACGCAGCUGCGAGGGAGGCUACAAUCGUUUGCCCGAGCUGGUAAAUCUGGGGUUCCACGAGUUUGCACAAUGGAUGAGGUCACAUCUGCAGGGUGGUGCAGACAGCGGGAAGCUUGGCCAACUCAAGUAGGCCCACGCCCUUCUUUCCGCACCGAAAGACAGCCGCAGCGG